Molecule: messenger RNA, 3473 nt
Organism: Pseudophryne corroboree (corroboree frog)
Lineage: Eukaryota; Metazoa; Chordata; Amphibia; Anura; Myobatrachidae
Product: pancreatic secretory granule membrane major glycoprotein GP2-like
Exons: 16
Coding region: 165-2072 (635 amino acids)
Biological process (GO): neutrophil migration
Cellular component (GO): cell surface; apical plasma membrane
Source: RefSeq, a predicted model, not a curated record
UUUUCACCCUACUUCUAUUAGAUCCACACAUAAGUGUUCCAUUGUGUGAAGCAGAUGAAGAUUGGAAGUUGAAAAAUGGAAUCUAUGGAUGUUAUUGCAAGGAAAAGUAUGAAGUCUCUGCUGUUGCCGACGUAAGACCUAAGCUGACCUGCGGAGUCUAUGAAAUGAAAGCCACAUUUCAGAAAUGUCAACUGAAAAGUCUGAAGCUCAAUGCCAGUAGUAUUACUCUGAAGGACAGCAGCUGCUUUGGAUUACACCAUGAGCCCGUCAUGAACACGUUUUCCAUAAUUUCUCCACUUAAAGCAGGAGAAUGCGGACUUCAAAUAACUAAAAAUUCAACACACGCAAUGUAUGAAAACACUCUGGAUUUUAUAAUAAAAUCAGUUGGGGUAAUCGAGAGGCGUGAGGAGCUGAUCUUAAAAAUAUCUUGUGCAUACCCACUCGACAUGCUGACCAGUCUGUAUACAGUUGUGAAUCCAUUUUUUAGUUCCACAAAUAUCUAUAUUGACGGAGUUGGAGAAUUCAAGGCAUACAUGGCUCUCUAUAUAGACAGCACCUAUGUGAUUCCAUAUCAAGGCUCAAAUGUCUCGCUGUCAACUAGUGAUUUUCUGUACGCUGGUGUUUUCGUUCUGGGAGGAGAUGAUUCUCGGUUUCUCUUGGUUAUGAACAGCUGCUAUGCAACGCCAACAGAAAGCCCUGAUGAUUCAUUGAGAUAUUACCUCAUCAUAGACAGCUGCCCUAACAAAGAAGAUGCGACCAUCCAUAUACUAGAAAAUGGGGUUUCAAGGAAAGGUCGAUUCUCUGUCCAAGUCUUUAAAUUUCCUGGCAACUACAACAAUGUCUACCUGCACUGCGCUAUAAGUCUGUGUGACAAAGCCGAUGGAUCAUGCGAACCUUCAUGUUCUAGAGCGAGGGACCAAAAAGCAGCAUCUGGCCAAAGCUAUCAGAUGACACUUGGUCCAAUAAUUAGUGGAGAUAUACCUAUUCCAACUGUUGAUCCACACACGACAAGUGUUCCAUUAUGUGAAGCAGAUGAAGAAUGGAAGCUUAAAGAUGACAUCUAUGGAUGUUACUGCAAGGAAAAAUAUGAAGUCUCUGCUGUUGCGGACAUAAAACCUGAGCUGACCUGUGGAGUCUAUGAAAUGAAAGCCACAUUUCAGAAAUGUCAACUGAAAAGUCUGAACCUCAAUGCCAGUAGUAUUACUCUGAAGAACAGCAGCUGCUUUGGAUUACACCAUGAACCCAUCAUGAACACAUUUUCCAUAAUCUCUCCACUUCAAGCAGGAGAAUGCGGACUUCAAAUAACUAAAAAUUCAACCCACGCAAUGUAUGAAAACACUCUGGAUUUUAUAAUAGAAUCUGUUGGGGUAAUUGAGAGGCGUGAGGAGCUGAUUUUAAAAAUAUCUUGUGCAUACCCACUCGACAUGCUGACCAGUCUGUAUACAGUUGUGAAUCCAUUUUUUAGUUCCACAAAUAUCUAUAUUGACGGAGUUGGAGAAUUCAAGGCAUACAUGGCUCUCUAUAUAGACAGCAACUAUGUGAUUCCAUAUCAAGGCUCAAAUGUCUCGCUGUCAACUAGUGAUUUUCUGUACGCUGGUGUUUUCGUUCUGGGAGGAGAUGAUUCUCGGUUUCUCUUGGUUAUGAGAAAUUGCUAUGCAACGCCAACCGAAAGCCCUGAUGAUUCAGUGAGAUAUUACCUCAUCAUAGACAGCUGCCCUAACAAAGAAGAUCCGACCAUCCAUAUACUAGAAAAUGGGGUUUCAAGGAAAGGUCGAUUCUCUGUCCAAGUUUUUAAAUUUGUUGGAAACUACAACAAAGUCUACCUGCACUGCGCAAUAAGUCUGUGUGACAAAGCCGAGGGAUCAUGUGAACCUUCAUGUUCUGAAGCGAGGUCCCAAAAAGCAGCAUCUGACCAAAGCUAUCAGAUGACACUUGGCCCGAUAAUUCGUGGAGAUACACCUACUCCAACUGUUGUGUCACCUUCUACAACUUCUGGCUCUAUUGGCACACGUCCUACCUGUGCUCUUCUCGGACUUGUUCUCUUUCUGCUCGCAAAAAUGCAAUUAUUUUAAUAUCCCAGCACAACAAUGGCUUUGCAUGAUAGGCAUUACAUUGAUAUAAUCUCUUUUGUCCUACAGUAUAUAAAAUAGAAUAUUUGGUAUAUUUCUGCGAUACACAUUAUUGGUCUUGGAACGGAUGUGUAUAACAUUUAUUAUCACAGGCUACAUUGCUAGUGGGAGGGAAGUAUCUUAUCACCAGUGUUCUGUGUAAGCUGGGAAAUCCAGAAAUUGGUAAAAGAUCAAUUAAAUAAAGAAUCACACUGAAGGUCCUUCACAAUAUUUGCCUAGUAUGUUAUUUUUAACACCAUCAUUUUCAGAUCACUCACCUGGGUGCCGAGAGGAAGGGGGAGUUGAUACUAAUUAGCUAGGCCUGGGCUGCUGGAAGGGCCCAGCUGGAGCACAGGUCCACUCCCCAUCCACCGAGUAUACGUACACUUAUGGCCGGCGCCAUCUUCCAAGUGAUUUCUUCGGGAAGAUGGCUGCUUUACAUUGAAAGCAAAAACUCUAGCACUGUGCCAAAGUCAUUGCCCUUUUACCAUCCCCGUCAUUGCCAUUGAAAGCGGGUACCCCCUCCUCCGUGCCCCCCCUUCCCUGGGUUAGAAUGGUGCCCCCUGUGGAGCGUGCAAUCCUGCAUUUUUUUAUGUUUUUGAAUGAAAUUAUUUAGGGGCACUGACACGCCCACUUUUUAGCCCAUGCCCCAUUCUAUUACCAGGGCCCAGCAUGGCUCUCUAUGCCCCUGCACCUGGGAAUAGCAUACGUGCCUAAUUUUCCAGACUGUCCAGACACCAGAAUUUUUGUAUCUUCCCCAGGACUCCCAGUAGCAUAUCCCCCCUGGAUCCAGUGAAGUGGGCGGGAUGGAGAUGUGAUGAUUCAAUUUGCGGUGAAUCAUGUCACUAAGCCCUGCUGCCUGGUGCAGAAUCAUUCCAUUUUGCUGCCGGGUCAUGAUGAUGUAAGUCGCGUCAUCAUGCCCUCCACACCCAUACCCUGGUCCUCCUCUUCCAAGAUCUCCUGGAGGAGAUCCUCAAAAUGAACUAUGUAUGGGGAAUAGAUCCUUUAAUGCCUACUUUAUUCUAACAUUGUACAUUAGAGAUUAACACUCCUUAAUUUAUAUUACGCGUUCUAUGUAUCUCUAUUUUAAAACCCCUCAGUUGGAGUACAGGUUAUUCAUACCACUGAAUAUUCUUCAUACAGUACUGCAAGACUUACUGCUACAGCUUUUAGGCCACCUGAAGCUAUUGUUUUGUUUGCUUACCAUUGAGUUAAAGAAGUUGUGCACUUGGUUAUAAAUAGUGGAUCAGCCUAUAGGAACCCAAAAAUUGCCUGGAUUGGAGAGCCUGAUUGUAUAAAGAACUCAGUCCAACUAUAGUGGCUCAACAUAGUAGUAUUUUUAAAAUGAUCAUUGUAUCUUUACAU